GGCGCAGUCGCGGGUUGAUGUCGUAGCAUCUUGAAAAUGGAGAGGAAACACAUGUCUGCCUUUUCCUUGUAUCAAACUUUGCAGUCAGAUUUGCCUCCUCCUGUUAAGAAACCUCCGCCACAGGUGGUAGUGAAGAAGAAAAAGAAAAAGGACCAUGUGGCUGCAGCCGCUAAAGCCCAGGCAAUAAAAGCUCAAAUGAAAGCUGAAAGGAAGAAGAUGCGAAAGAAGCUGCUAAAGGCUGCCCAUAGAGAAGAAAACCAAAAGGCAGCUUUAGAUCUAAACCAGGAAGAAGAUGAUUGUGUCAUUGGAGACUCUUUAGAAGUUGUGCUGACCGAGCUGGCAAAAGUAAACAACAGCAGGGAGAGAGCCCGCAAGCUGUUUCAGUGGCUUGUCAGCCCCAUUCCCGCCAGUGCCUUUUUCAGGGAAACAUGGGAAAAGAAGCCCAUUUUUGUUCAACGCAAGAAUCCAGAUUACUAUAAGGGACUUUUUUCAACAGCUGAAUUUGAUCGCAUAUUGAGAGAGGAGGAUGUUCAGUAUGGAGUGAACCUGGAUGUUACCAGCUACAUUAAUGGCAAGAGAGAAACCCACAAUCCUCCAGGAAGAGCUCUGCCGUUCACUGCAUGGGAUUUUUAUGAGAGUGGCUGCUCCCUCCGCAUGCUGAAUCCUCAGGCUUUUUCCUCCAUGGUGUGGAACGUGCUUUCCAUCCUCCAGGAGCUGUUUGGCAGCAUGGCAGGGGCCAACGUAAACCUGACACCACCUGGAACACAAGGCUUUGCUCCACAUUAUGAUGAUAUUGAGGCCUUUGUAGUUCAGUUGGAAGGAAAGAAGCACUGGCGAGUCUACAACCCAAGGUCAGACGAGGAGGUCCUCCCUGUGCUUUCAAGUCCAAACUUUGACCAGUCAGAGAUCGGAAAGCCGAUCCUGGAUGUGGUGCUGGAAGCCGGCGAUCUUCUCUACUUUCCUCGAGGAUUCAUCCAUCAGGGCAACUGCCUACCAGAUACACACUCUCUGCACAUCACCAUCUCCUCAUACCAGAAGAACAGCUGGGGGCAUCUGAUGCUGAAGGUUGUUCCUGCAGCCUUAGAAGUUGCAAUGGAGGAAGACGUAGAGUUCCGACGAGGCCUACCGUUGGACUACCUGACAUAUAUGGGUGUUCAGAACUCUGACAAGGAGGACUCGCGCAGAGUAAAAUUCUUAGCCCGAAUUGAGAACCUGAUGAAAAGACUCCCAAAUUAUGCUCCGGUGGACGCUGCUGUGGACCAGAAAGCCAAAGAAUUUCUUCAUGAUUGUCUGCCUCCCGUGCUCACCCCAGAUGAACUGAUGAGCAGUGUGCAAGGUGCACCAGCUAGGUGGGAAGGUGGGACAAUUAAGGACGUGGGUGCACAUAUUACUACCCAAACCCAAAUCAGGAUUCUUCGUGCGGGGUGUGCCAGAUUAUGCAGUAAUGGAGAUGCUGUUCAUCUCUACUACACCACAGACAACUCUAGAGUUUACCACAAAGAGGAGCCCAAGAGUUUUGAAAUACAGACAGAGCACACAGAUGCCAUAGAGUUUCUGAUCCACUCAUAUCCCAGCUUUGUGGCAGUAGGAAGCUUGCCUUGUGAUUUUGCUCAGGAUAGGAUCGCUUUGGCUGAGCUGCUUUUUGAGAAGGGGAUUAUCCACACUGUGGGACCUCUGUAGUCACCAGAGAUUCUUCAGUCCAGCUGACAACAUAAACAGAUUCCAAUUAAUUUUGUAUGAAGCAAGAUCAUUAAUUAAAAACCCUUCUGUCCCAA
Molecule: messenger RNA, 1775 nt
Organism: Melanotaenia boesemani (Boeseman's rainbowfish)
Lineage: Eukaryota; Metazoa; Chordata; Actinopteri; Atheriniformes; Melanotaeniidae
Gene: riox1
Product: ribosomal oxygenase 1
Exons: 15
Coding region: 37-1680 (547 amino acids)
Cellular component (GO): nucleolus
Molecular function (GO): histone H3K4 demethylase activity; histone H3K36 demethylase activity
Source: RefSeq, a predicted model, not a curated record